AUGGGUGCAUAUUCAAUGGGAGCACAUCAAGAUACUGAGUUUUUAACUAUCAGAACGUACAAAAGUGAACACAUUCAUCAUGCACAGGACAACUUAAUUGUUUCUCACUCAGGAAGGUCAAAUUUAGCUGCAUCAAUUGUGAUUGAUGACUUGAGGUGCAAUGUUGACAAGAGUCCUAAUGAAAUUAGAAAGGACUUGUAUAAAGAAUAUGGAGUGCAAUUGAACUAUACUCAAGCAUAUAGGGUUAGGAAAAGAGCACUAAUGGAAUUACAUGGUCAAGUAGAAGAUUCUUAUAAGGUAAUCCCUUGGAUGUGUGAGAGACUAAUAGAAACUGAUCCUGACACAGUUGCAAGAUGGGAAGGCUCAGAUAGCAACCGAUUUGAGAGGCUAUUCAUUGCAUAUGGAUGCUCAAUUAAAGGCUUUGUGGAAGACAAUGAGUUGUUUCUUUUAGCAUAUGGUAUUGUUAGUGGAGAAACAAAUGAUGAAUGGAUUUGGACAGUAUUUGAUGGUGAGAGACAUGCUUUUUGCUAUCGACAUGUGAAAGAAAAUUAUAACGUGCAGUAUGUAAAAAUCAAUAGAGGUGUGAGAUGGACCUCAGAAAAUAACAAGGAGAAUGCACUUAAUUUACUUGAUGGAAUUGCAUAUGCAAGGCAUAAGAAUGAGUUUAAUGUUGCAAUGGGAAAUUUAAGAUUGUUUUGUCCUCAAUUGGCACAAUGGUUUGAAUCUCAUGGGGAUGUAGAUAGAUGGGCGCAAAGUAAAUUUUCUUUUAAGAGAUGGGAUAACAUCACCAAUAAUCUUGCUGAGUCUUUUAAUGCAUGGAUGUUGAAAGAAAGGAAGCACGCCUUGCCGGUUUUGAUACAAGAGCAUCAAGAGAAGUUGGCCAAGAAGAUGGUUGCUAGCAAAACGGGGAUGAGAAGCUGGAAAAAUAGUGUAGGACCCAAUAUUGAAUCAAAGUUGUCAGAACAAAUAGCAAGAGGUGUAUAUAUGGAGGCAACAUAUUAUGGUGAUGACCAUAUUUCGGUGCAGACAAUACGUGAGGGACACAUCAUCUAUGUUGUUUUGUUGAUCUGA
Molecule: messenger RNA, 1071 nt
Organism: Neltuma alba
Lineage: Eukaryota; Viridiplantae; Streptophyta; Magnoliopsida; Fabales; Fabaceae
Exons: 3
Coding region: 1-1071 (356 amino acids)
Source: RefSeq, a predicted model, not a curated record